AUACAACUUGCAUUUCGUGAAUACUAUCUGGCGCUAGCAACGCAGGCCUGGCAAAGACGGUAAAGGCUCACUGACGCCAGCGCUUACAUUAUCCUAGUUGUAGAAUGCCACCUGCCUGUCGCCACCCUUACUUGAUGCAAUCUGUGAUUUAAUUAAUGUCAAGUUUUAGGCAGUAUGGUCGGAAGACUAAAGCCUGCGCCAUGGGCGGAAAAAAAAUUUCAAGUUGACAAUGUCAACUUUCCUAUCACUUUCAAGUUUCAAGCCAAAUUUCGAUUUGUGAUUGCCGAUUGGAAUUGAGAUGCACUUCCUACACGAUUUUGAUCCUGAAACAUCUGCACGUGAAAGAAGAAAACUUAAUCGAAAAAGCUAUUUUAUGAAUCGUAAUAAAAAUAUUUACAAUGAACGAGGGCAGAUAGCUGCUACAGGCAGGGACCUCUGUGAUUGUUUAGAUGAGAAAUGCCCUGGUUGCCAUUUUCCCUGUCCAAAAUGUACGUCAGCGAAAUGUGGAACAGAAUGCAGGAUAAAUAGAAAAUGGAUGUAUGAAAAAAUUGAAAUUGAAGGCAAUGACUUUUGUAUUAAGAAUAUUUAUAAAAAGAAAUAA
Molecule: messenger RNA, 601 nt
Organism: Papilio machaon (common yellow swallowtail)
Lineage: Eukaryota; Metazoa; Arthropoda; Insecta; Lepidoptera; Papilionidae
Product: ARL14 effector protein
Exons: 4
Coding region: 299-601 (100 amino acids)
Cellular component (GO): intracellular membrane-bounded organelle
Source: RefSeq, a predicted model, not a curated record